Phytophthora sojae is the source of this 495-nucleotide messenger RNA. RefSeq lists its product as hypothetical. The transcript is spliced from 2 exons. Gene Ontology annotation, cellular component: cytoplasm; nucleus. Gene Ontology annotation, molecular function: protein binding. Lineage: Eukaryota; Oomycota; Peronosporomycetes; Peronosporales; Peronosporaceae. The record is from RefSeq and is a predicted model, not a curated record. The coding region runs from base 1 to 495 and encodes 164 amino acids.
AUGGACACGGCGCUGCACUUGUACGCGCGCUGCGGUCGGGCCGACGCAGCCAAGAUGCAGCUUCGCCACGGCGCCGACACGGAGAUCUGCAACGCACAGGGCUUCACGCCGCUGCUGCUGGCCGCACGCUACAACCAGCUGGGAGUACUUCAACUUCUGCUUCAACAUGGGGCGCGCGUGGACGCGUUGGCUCCAUUGGAGAUGGAUUUGGGUCAGAACGGAGUUGAAUUGGGCUCUUGCGUCCACUUUGCGGCCGAAAGUGGCCACGUUCAGGUGCUCAAGUUCCUCGUCGCGGCUGCAGCACUAGACCCCGACGAGUACACUCGAGGACGACAAGGGAUCACGCCGCUGCACUUGGCGGCGCGUCUGGGUCGAGCGGAUAUCGUACGAUUCCUGGUGACUAGGAGUGAUGUGGACGUCAACGCCAGAGACGCUCGAGGCAUGACACCGCUGCACCACGCCUUCUCCAUGACGCUGCGCACGUGGAAGUCGUGA